Molecule: messenger RNA, 1511 nt
Organism: Juglans regia (Persian walnut)
Lineage: Eukaryota; Viridiplantae; Streptophyta; Magnoliopsida; Fagales; Juglandaceae
Product: splicing factor U2af small subunit B-like
Exons: 5
Coding region: 75-1055 (326 amino acids)
Biological process (GO): mRNA splicing, via spliceosome
Cellular component (GO): spliceosomal complex; U2AF complex
Molecular function (GO): metal ion binding; pre-mRNA 3'-splice site binding
Source: RefSeq, a predicted model, not a curated record
AUUAAUCCAACCAAAACCCUCGCCCCAACCCAGAUAGAUUCUGAUUCAGAGAAACAAGGCUAAAGAAUAGUGUAAUGGCGGAGCAUUUGGCUUCGAUAUUCGGGACGGAGAAGGACCGCGUGAACUGCCCCUUCUACUUCAAGAUCGGAGCUUGUAGGCAUGGAGACCGCUGCUCCCGCCUCCAUACCAAGCCCAGCAUCAGCCCCACUGUUCUCCUCUCCAAUAUGUACCAGCGCCCCGACAUGAUCACCCCUGGUGUUGAUGCCCAGGGCCACCCCAUUGACCCCCGCACCAUACAAAGGCAUUUCGAGGAAUUCUAUGAAGAUCUGUUUGAGGAACUAGGGAAGUACGGAGAAAUUGAGAGCCUCAAUGUUUGCGAUAACCUUGCUGACCACAUGGUUGGUAAUGUCUACGUUCAGUUCAGAGAGGAGGAACAUGCUGCCAAUGCUCUCCGGAAUCUUACCGGAAGAUUUUAUGCUGGCCGUCCCAUCAUUGUUGACUUUUCUCCGGUGACAGACUUCCGUGAAGCCACCUGUAGGCAGUAUGAGGAGAACACAUGCAACCGUGGUGGAUACUGUAAUUUUAUGCACUUGAAAAGGAUUAGCAGGGAGUUGAGGCGUCAAUUGUUUGGGAGGUACCGACGAAGGCACAGUCACAGUCGCAGUCGAAGCCCCUACAGGCAUCGUAGCUAUGAAGAGCGCUCUCACGGAAGCCAUGGUUCAGGAAGAAAGUAUGAUGAAAGGGACCGUUAUUAUGAAAGUCAGAGCAGGAGGCAUAGGAGUGAAGGCCCUGGCCAUAAGCGAGAACGAAGCAGAAGUAGGAGCCCUGGGGGAAGGAGGAACCACAGUCCGAUUAGGGAAGGCAGUGAGGAGAGACGUGCCAAAAUUGAGCAGUGGAACCGGGAAAGGGAACAACAUCAACAGCAAGACAAUUCUAGUAAGAUUGACAAUUAUGGAAAUAAUGAUGGAAGUUAUAAUGGACAUGUGCAGAAUGGAGAUCAGUAUGAUGACUGCCAGCAGCAGCGGAGUCCACUACAAGAAGGAUAUAAUUACUGAUCUUUUUAUCUGAAUCUGGUUCAGGUAUCCCUGCUUCUCAGGACCAAGCAAUUGUUUUAAUUGCUGCUUACCAUAAAAUUUGUUUACAGGUUGGGCGCAGCGGCAGGGGUGGUAUGUGUUUACAGGAUGUAUCUGGUCUCGGUUUGGUUGAGAAAGAAAGCAGCUGCAACCCAAAUCGUUAGGUUUUGAGAGCCGUAGGUGGUGGGUGAAUGUUUUAUUCGGUAGUGUGUUCUGGUCACAUUGCAGGUCAAGGAUGGGAUGGGAUGGAUGCAGCGAAAGACAUUUGAUAUUUUUGGGGCCAAUUUGGUGUAAUGGUAUUUUAUUAUUCUCCAUUUGUAUUAGAUGGGUUUUAACCUUGUUGACAUAAUUAGGAUUUGCAUAAUCUUUGUUUUCAGAGUGUAUUUGACACUUUUGGUAUGAUUGUGUUUUUGGUUAUUCGACGUUUGAUUUUCUUCA